Messenger RNA from Pseudozyma hubeiensis SY62, 1221 nucleotides. RefSeq lists its product as hypothetical. Bases 1 to 1221 code for a protein of 406 amino acids. The transcript has a single exon. NCBI's taxonomy places the organism in Eukaryota, Fungi, Basidiomycota, Ustilaginomycetes, Ustilaginales, Ustilaginaceae. Gene Ontology annotation, biological process: DNA replication, removal of RNA primer. Gene Ontology annotation, molecular function: nucleic acid binding; RNA-DNA hybrid ribonuclease activity. The record is from RefSeq and is a predicted model, not a curated record.
AUGACCCACACAUUGUACACGCGCAUACUUCGUGCACGUACAUCACUUCAUCUCCCCACCAACGCGUCCCUCUCGCGCUCGAGCCCACACGCGCUGCUCCCUUCCGCUGCUGCGCCGCCCACAAACAUCUACCCUUCUCGUCGCAUCUCCUUCCUUCCACCGCACCACCACCUCCGCAACGCCAUUCAAUUCCUUCGAUCCACCCUCACGCGAUACGACAUGGGAAAAGCCAAAAGCGGUGGAGGAUACUACGCCGUGCAAAAGGGGAGACAGAAGGGCGUGUUUCGCAGUUGGUCCGAGUGCGAAGCUGUCACCAAGGGAUUUGCGGGAGCGGUGUUCAAGAAGUUCGACAGCGAAGGUGCGGCAAAGCAGUUUGUGGAUGGGGAUGGAUAUGGUGCGUCCGCAAUCAGUUCCACUAGCGAGAGUACGGCCAGCGGUAGCAAAGCGUCGUCCGCGAGUGCACGGUCGUUUCAUCCUUACGCACCAUCCAAGCACAAGAAACUCUCUCACGAUCACACAAAACCACCGCUUCCACCAUCUUCAUCACGCCGAUCAAAUCCAGUCUUCGCAUCAUCAUCAUCAUCAUCCUCCACCACCACCGAUGCCCGUAAAACCAUCGUCUACUGCGACGGCUCCUCCAUCGGCAACGGCACCGCCUCCGCGCGCGCCGGCUGGGGCGUGUUCUUCGAAGAGCCUUCCCUCCACCACCUCAACGAAUCCCGUCGCCUACCCGGUAAUCCUCAGACGAACAACCGUGCCGAACUUAUGGCUCUCAUCCGAGCAAUCCAGUUGUGCCCUGACGACGGACGACAGCUCGUCGUCCUCAGCGACAGCAGGUACAGCAUGGAUGCCGUCAACAAGUGGUUACCGAACUGGAGGAAGAGAGGGUUCAAGACGGUAGAGGGAAAAGAUGUGCAGAACAGAGACCUGAUCGAACAGCUGGACAGGGAGCUGCAGAAGAAGGUGCCGGAGCCCAAGUUGGAGUAUGUCAAGGGUCAUGCGGGCAUCGAUGGGAAUGAGAUUGUGGAUCGGAUGGCCAAGUACGGGGCAAGUUUGGAGGUUGUUGAGGAGGCGGUGGGGGAGAAGAGUGAGCAAAAGGACAGGAAAGGGCAGAAAGAGGAGGGCAGCGCGCAAGGAGAGGAUGGAAAGAGUAUGAUGGGGUUCACAAUCAACGUUUCGGUCAGCCCGACAAAGGAGCAAGCUUCUAUGGGGUGGCGGUAG